Messenger RNA from Mugil cephalus (flathead mullet), 2403 nucleotides. It is a transcript of the gene lims1, whose product is annotated as LIM and senescent cell antigen-like domains 1. NCBI's taxonomy places the organism in Eukaryota, Metazoa, Chordata, Actinopteri, Mugiliformes, Mugilidae. Gene Ontology annotation, cellular component: cell-cell junction; cytoplasm; focal adhesion. The record is from RefSeq and is a predicted model, not a curated record. Bases 130 to 1161 code for a protein of 343 amino acids. Gene Ontology annotation, biological process: cell-cell adhesion; positive regulation of integrin-mediated signaling pathway; positive regulation of substrate adhesion-dependent cell spreading. The transcript is spliced from 11 exons.
UCCACGUGGUGUUGUCUACGUGGGGGGGCGCGCUUACGGGAACGAGUCUGCUUCUAUCCCCCGAAAACUUCGACUAACUCCGUGGGGCUGUCGUUAAUUCAUUUGUCGGUGGUGCGGUGUUAAUACGUGAUGCUGGGCGUGGCAGGGAUGCCGGGCAGCAUGGCUAAUGCCCUAGCCAAUGCAGCCUGCGAGCGAUGCAAGAGCGGCUUUGCAGCGACCGAGAAGAUCGUGAAUAGCAAUGGAGAGCUGUACCACGAGCAGUGUUUUGUCUGCGCCCAGUGUUUCCAGCAGUUUCCGGAGGGACUCUUCUACGAGUUUGAAGGAAGAAAGUAUUGUGAACACGACUUCCAGAUGCUGUUUGCUCCUUGUUGUCACCAGUGUGGGGAGUUCAUCAUCGGUCGUGUCAUUAAGGCCAUGAACAAUAGUUGGCACCCCGACUGCUUCUGCUGCGACAUUUGCAAGACGGUUCUCGCAGAUGUGGGUUUUGUCAAAAAUGCUGGCAGGCACCUGUGUCGCCCGUGUCAUAACCGAGAGAAAGCCCGCGGCCUGGGCAAAUACAUCUGCCAGAAGUGCCACGCCAUCAUCGAAGAGCAGCCACUGAUCUUUAAGAAUGACCCCUAUCACCCAGACCACUUCAACUGCAGCAACUGUGGGAAAGAGUUGACGGCUGAAGCCAGGGAACUGAAAGGAGAGCUCUACUGUUUGCCCUGCCACGACAAGAUGGGUGUACCAAUCUGUGGCGCCUGCAGGAGACCGAUCGAGGGGCGCGUCGUCAAUGCCAUGGGCAAGCAGUGGCAUGUGGAGCAUUUUGUGUGUGCCAAGUGCGAGAAGCCUUUCCUGGGUCAUCGCCAUUAUGAGAGGAAAGGUUUGGCUUACUGUGAGACUCAUUAUAACCAGCUCUUUGGUGAUGUGUGUUAUCACUGCAACCGUGUGAUUGAAGGCGACGUUGUGUCUGCCCUCAACAAGGCGUGGUGUGUCACUUGUUUCUCGUGCUCCACCUGCAACACGAAGCUGACCCUCAAAGAUAAGUUUGUUGAAAUUGACCUGAGGCCAGUGUGCAAGCACUGCUAUGAGCGCAUGCCCGAGGAGCUGAAGCGGCGCUUGGCCCGACGCGAGCGAGACGCCAAAGACCGCAAGAAAAAACCUGCCGUCUGUCUGUAGAGUUACUGUUCUUUACAACUCACCGCUCCGUGUGUUGGAACAAGUUUGUUGAGUUUGACAUGAAGCCCGUUUGUAAAAAGUGCUACGAGAAGUUUCCUCUUGAGCUGAAGAAAAGGCUGAAGAAGCUGGCGGAGUCGUUGGGACGGAAGUGAGGCGCCUCAGGCCGAGCAGCCUUGGAAGUGUUCCCAUUACGCCUGUGAUUGGUUUAAAAAAAACAAAAAUAAUCCAGAGAAACUGCUGCAUUAAAACUUAAUGGCUUGGCAAUUAUACGUCAAUACUUAAAAUAUGAAUGCGGGAUCCAUUUAAAAACCUAAAUAUAUAUAUAUAUAUACCACUGUGUUCUUGUCAUACACCUAAACUGAUGGCAGAUUUUUUUUCUUAAAUACAUUCCUAAAUUUUAUUACUUCUCUCCAAGUUGAGACAUAUAGUAUGUCCUUUGAGUGCCUUGAAUACAUGAACUAUGUGUAUUAAUAUGCAAAUACGUCUUGAAACAUAACUCACACAUUUAUGCCUUUAGCAAAUCCUAAUUAGACGGGAGAGUAUCUACUUCAAGUCGAAUGUUUUCACUUUAAUUUCAUACCUCAGCAUCAAUAAUCAUGUUUUAAGCAACCACUGUGUUCUUUAGCAUAUUAUAACGGUGCCUCUUCUUGCUACCACGGUACCUCCGGUUAAUCAGCCCGAACUGGACAGGAUUUAAAUCCAGGUGAACUACACCUGGACCCAGAUUUGGGAGAGAAUGUGAUGUUAGAGGGUGCUAUUAAGUUUAAAAAUGGCUUAAAAAUGGCUUAAAAAUCCUCGUCUUACCCUUUGAUUUAUCUGUUGGUGGAAACAUGUUUUGUUUGCUUUGUGUGUGUGUGUGUGUGUGUGUGGACGGUGACGUUAAUCCUUGUACAUGUGAAUGCCUGGGGUUGGUUUGUUCGUUUGUCUGAUCAUUUUAGGCCAACUUUCUGAGAACAGUUCAAAGGAAUCCAGACGAAAUCAACCUCGAUAUGAUUAUUUAGCAUGAGAGCGCUUUGAUGUUAGAAAGACGGCUAAUGAGUCAGCACUGUGCUAUUUGUAAACUGGCACAUGUAUUUAGGAGAAGAUGAGAAUUGGCACGUGCAAAUUACAUUUGCUCAGAUGAUCGUUUUUAUUAUGGAGCUUUUUUUUUUUUUUCGUGUACAUUUCACUGAAAUGCAUGAGUAGCAGACGACUGAAACCCAUGUACAUGAUGACUGAUCAAUAAAAUACACGUUAACACAU